AUGGCCUCGACAUCUUCAACACUGGUAUCAUUCUCCCGCUCUACUGACUUCACAACAACGGCACCUGCGACAAGCAUGACGGGAUCACCUGCUACUCAACCUUCCUCUAUACCUGGAUACAAAGAUGGUGUCUCACCAAUCCCGAUAGAGGCCAUAAUUGGCAUCGUGAUUGGUGCGGUUGCAGGGCUGGCGGUGCUGAUAGCUAUUAUUAUAUUUUUUGUGAGGAGGGCUGCAAUGAAGACGCGGGAAGAGAGGGGUAUGUGGGGUGACGGGGGAAAGAGGGUGUACGACACAGAUGACGAAUCGGCGAUGGUGUGGGAAGGAGAUAGGGAGGUAAGGUGA
Molecule: messenger RNA, 342 nt
Organism: Bipolaris oryzae ATCC 44560
Lineage: Eukaryota; Fungi; Ascomycota; Dothideomycetes; Pleosporales; Pleosporaceae
Exons: 1
Coding region: 1-342 (113 amino acids)
Source: RefSeq, a predicted model, not a curated record